ACAAUUCUAGUUUUUUCUUUUGUCUCUUUUCUUUUUCCUCUUCAUCUUCUUCAUCUCAUCUUCCUCUUCAGUCAUUUGUAAACAUAAAUUUAUUUUGUUCUUUCUAACAUUAUUCAUUAUUGUAGAAGUGGUUCGGAUCUAUAUAAGUAGAUAGACAUUUAUUGUUGUGUUGAGAUUCGAGCAUGGCUACAAGAUUCAAAGGGCUUUAUCACAAGAGCUUCAAGUGUUUCUCCGACAUUUUCGAUGAGAAGGAGGAGGAGAUGGAAAUUGGAUAUCCUACAGACGUUCGACACGUGUCGCAUAUCGGUUGGGACAGUUCAUCGAGUAGUGCACCUAGUUGGCUACAUGAAUUCAAGACGAGCAACACCGUUCUAGAGCCAAAUUCAUCGUGGCCAUUUCAAGAUUUGAAAUCAGCCAUGGAAGCAUUUGGAGAAGCUGAAAGCAGCAAAGAAUUGGGUAGAGAGUCAACAAAACAAAACCUGAAGAAGAAGCUCUCUUCAAAAGCCUCUCUAUUGUGUAAUCCAUGGUCACCAAGAUUCUCAAGAUCAAGCAAGGUCCUUGCUUGAUUGUUUUUAAUUUUUAAUUUUCCAUUUUUAUAUAAUAAUAUAGAGAAUAUAGUGAGAUAUUAAUUCUAAUGUUUUCAUUCGAGAUAUAUCUUUUCAAAAGUGUGUACAAA
Eutrema salsugineum is the source of this 676-nucleotide messenger RNA. RefSeq names its product CRIB domain-containing protein RIC9. The transcript is spliced from 4 exons. The coding region runs from base 183 to 566 and encodes 127 amino acids. The record is from RefSeq and is a predicted model, not a curated record. Lineage: Eukaryota; Viridiplantae; Streptophyta; Magnoliopsida; Brassicales; Brassicaceae.